GUCCCCAGUUUCGAUUGGAUCUCCAACUAUAUGAAAAUUUCCUGGCUCAUCCUGUCAAAAAACAGCUUCUAAGCAACUGGAUGUUUUAAUGGCGGAAGAAAGAGGGGAAUUCCAAUAGGAAAAGGAAUAUCUGCCACGAGUAUGGAAGGAGAAGAUGAGGGCAGAACGAUAUUGGUGUCAGGAAUCCCAACUGAUUUCCGUUUGGAAGCCAUUCAGUCUUAUUUUGAGAACAAGAGUAGAUCAAGUGGAGGACCUAUUAAAGGAAAGCCAGAACGGAUCCAAGAUUCUGAGGAAGUUAUUAUCACUUUUGAAUCGGAAAAAGAUGCAGAAAAUGUUGUCCAAAGGAAGGUCCAUAAUGUAAGCAAACAUAAACUUCAUGUGGACUGGUAUAAAAAUCUAGUCUGGCAAGAAGAUGCAGUGAUUGUGUCAAAUGGCCCCAAAGACAUGUCGGAAAAAAUGUUAAUUGAUUUUUUGGAAAAGACAGGAAAAUUGGAUAUUGUAUAUGUUUCCCCUGGAAGAAAAGCUGGAACUUUUCUUGUGUAUUGCCAAAAUGAAAUUGGUAAGUUUCUUCAAGUUUAAUUUGUUUUGAAAAAG
Molecule: messenger RNA, 594 nt
Organism: Octopus sinensis (East Asian common octopus)
Lineage: Eukaryota; Metazoa; Mollusca; Cephalopoda; Octopoda; Octopodidae
Exons: 3
Coding region: 142-579 (145 amino acids)
Molecular function (GO): nucleic acid binding
Source: RefSeq, a predicted model, not a curated record